GGUGUCGUGUCGUACAUUAUUUUGCGACAUCCUUCGUUAAUUUCUGGCAAAUACAUCUUUGCUGGUGAAAACACCUCUCCCCUAACUCUAAUAAAUACCAAACGUAGUGCGCGUUCCCAUGAAAAAUAACCGUAGUAAGGUAAGGUAAUAACGUGACACAGACAAAGGUUAUUUUUGGAUGUCGCAAACAUCUUUUUCAAGGUGGAAAAGGGCGCCGGAGGCUCGCUUGAAACAGAAGUGCACGCAGUCAUGGGGAGAACACGCAGGCACGGGAGAACAUGCGAACUCCACACAGGCGGGUCCGGGAUUGAACCCAAGACCUCAGAACUGCACGGAGAGAACAUGCAAACUCCACACAGGCGGGUCCGGGAUUGAACCCGGGACCUCAGAACUGUGAGGUCAACACUUUACCAGCUGAUCCACUGUGCUGCCCAAAAUAAGAGUGGAUUCUGCUAACAAAACAUCAGUCACCACAUGAUGCAAACAGCGGCCGCCGCUCAGACAGCCAAGAAGACGUCGUACAACCGGGGGCUCCUAUAGCCCACCCAUGCCCGUGAUCCCCAUCCCUCGGCGGGUGCGCAGCUUUCAUGGCCCCCACACCACCUGCAUGCACUCUGCGUGCGGUGCGGCGCACGCUACCAAGUUGGUGCGCAGCAAGUACAACAACUUUGAGCUUUACGUGCGCUCACGCUGCAUCUACGGCUUCCUGCGCUUCCUCCUCUACUUCGGCUGCAGCCUGCUCACCUCCCUCCUGUGGGUGGCGCUGUCAGCACUCUUCUUUGCGCAGUACGUUGGCGUGCGGGCCCUCCUGCGGCUGCAGUAUAAACUGUCCGUCAUCCUCUUCCUGCUCGGCCACCGGCGCCUAGACUUUGGCGCCAUCAAUGACCUGAUCAUCUACAGCAUGCAGAUCACCAUGUUCAUGGUGGGUGGACUUGGCUGGUGCUUCAUGGUUUUUGUGGACAUGUAGCCGGGAUGAAGGCGACAUGGCGUGAGCUCGCAGGGGACCUGAAAUGUACGUUCUUUUCAGAGCAUCGAAUAAUUUUCAGCAUCACAAAGCUAGGUGUUUUUGUGGGUUGUGUGAAGUGUUAAAGAUCCCGGAUUUUGGUUCUUUAGAUGUCCUUAGAGUGACUCUCUAACAUAGACUGAGUAAAAAAGUGUCAGUCAUUUUAAAAAGUUUUUGUUCACUCAUAAGUUGCCUCCGUAAAGAAAAUCCACUUGUGACAGCAUGUUUUAUGUUGACAGUUCUGGCUUGGAUGGAGAAGUUGUCUAAGCUCGAGAAAUUCGAAUGAUCUGAUUUCGGGCCUCUUAUCAUAUGACGACGUGUGGAACUUAGGAAUGCGUGGAUAAUUUGAAUUCACAUUUUGCAUUUACUGAGGCACAAGAGAGACAACACUAAAUACCCAAAUAUCAAAAAUAGAUGGUUUGGAAAAAUGUGUCUUUAAAAAGUACAAAUCUCUAUGUGGGUUAAAUGUUUAUGACUGUCUUGUAAGGGGGUGUUUACCGUGUGGAGAACUGGUUCAUUGCUCUCAAAGGCCGAAAUGGCUUCCAAGCCUUAGAUUGCCCACACAUGUUAUCAGCACUCACUGAAUGCCCCCCCACACCCCAAAAGAGGAUUUUAUGUGCGUCAAACUCAUUCUUUACUGUAAUAAAAAUAUUCAAGUGUC
Syngnathoides biaculeatus (alligator pipefish) is the source of this 1664-nucleotide messenger RNA. Its product is annotated as transmembrane protein 250. The transcript has 4 exons. The record is from RefSeq and is a predicted model, not a curated record. Lineage: Eukaryota; Metazoa; Chordata; Actinopteri; Syngnathiformes; Syngnathidae. Bases 548 to 967 code for a protein of 139 amino acids.